AUGGAUUUCGCCGGCAGCAAGAAACGCAAGUUCAAGGACGCCAAUGGCGUCAAGGCUUCAAAAGGGAAAAAGUCUGUUACCGUUCCCGAAAAGAAAUCAAAGAAAGUCAAGCGCACCGAACCCGAGCCCCGCGAAGAGCCCGAAGACGAUUCUUCCAACGAGGAAGAGGAGGCUCUGAAGGAGGACGAGGACGAGAGCGAUGAGGCUGAUGAGGAUGCCGAAGAUUCCAAGUCUGGCGAAGAACAGGAAGAGGAGGAUACCGAAGAUAAGGCCGAGGACAACACAGAUCUGCCUGAUGGCGGAAAGCUCACAUUACCCCCAGUUGCUGGAGCUGAGUCGCAAUCUUUUGCGGAGCUGAAUCUUUCCGAGAAGACCAUGAAGGCCAUCAAUGAGAUGAAGUUCACCAAGAUGACUGAGAUUCAGAGGAGAGGUAUUCCUCCCUCGUUGGCUGGUCGCGAUGUUCUUGGUGCUGCCAAGACUGGUUCUGGAAAGACUCUGGCCUUCCUUAUUCCUGUCAUUGAGAUGUUGAGCUCUCUGCGUUUCAAGCCUCGUAAUGGUACUGGUGUCAUUGUUGUUUCCCCAACUCGCGAGUUGGCCCUCCAGAUCUUUGGUGUUGCCCGAGAACUCAUGGCCCACCACUCACAAACUUACGGUAUUGUUAUCGGAGGCGCAAACCGUCGCGCUGAGGCCGACAAGCUCGCCAAGGGUGUUAACCUACUUAUUGCCACCCCUGGACGUCUGCUCGACCAUCUGCAAAACACUCCUUUCGUUUUCAAGAACCUGAAGUCCCUUGUUAUUGAUGAGGCGGAUCGAAUUCUUGAGAUUGGUUUCGAGGAUGAAAUGCGACAGAUUAUCAAGAUUCUCCCUAAGGAGGACCGACAGACAAUGCUUUUCUCUGCUACUCAAACAACCAAGGUUGAGGAUCUUGCCCGUAUCUCGUUGCGUCCUGGCCCUCUAUACAUCAACGUCGAUGAAGAGAAGCAGUACAGCACUGUGGAGGGCCUGGAACAGGGUUACGUUAUCUGCGAUGCCGAAAAGCGAUUCAAUCUUCUCUUCUCAUUCCUCAAGCGCAAUCUCAAGAAGAAGAUCAUUGUCUUCUUCAGUAGUUGUGCUUGUGUGAAAUAUCACGCCGAACUCCUCAACUAUAUCGAUAUUCCUGUUCUUGACCUCCACGGCAAACAGAAGCAGCAGAAGCGAACAAACACCUUCUUCGAGUUCUGUAAUGCCAAGCAGGGUACUCUGAUCUGCACUGAUGUUGCCGCCCGUGGCCUUGAUAUUCCUUCCGUUGACUGGAUUGUCCAGUUCGACCCCCCGGAUGACCCCCGCGACUACAUUCACCGUGUCGGUCGAACUGCCCGAGGCAGCAACACCAAGGGCCGAUCUCUUCUGAUCCUUCAGCCCAACGAGGUUGGCUUCUUGUCGCACCUCAAGGCCGCCCGUGUCCCCGUCGUAGAAUAUGACUUCCCCAAAAUUAUCAACAUUCAGUCUCAACUCGAGAAGCUCAUCAGUUCAAACUACUACUUGAACAAGAGUGCCAAGGAUGGCUACCGCAGCUACCUCCACGCCUACGCCUCUCACUCGCUGCGCAGUGUUUUUGAUAUCAACAAGCUGGAUCUGGCCAAGGUCGCCAAAAGCUUUGGCUUCACAGUACCACCUCGUGUUGACAUCACCCUCGGUGCUAGCAUGAGCAGGGACAAGAAGCAUCAGGGACGCAGAGCAUAUGGUAGUCAGCCACGACAGGGUCAAGGAAACAAGUUCACCAGGUAG
This is a messenger RNA of Fusarium redolens, 1767 nucleotides long. RefSeq names its product P-loop containing nucleoside triphosphate hydrolase protein. The transcript has 2 exons. The record is from RefSeq and is a predicted model, not a curated record. Gene Ontology annotation, biological process: maturation of LSU-rRNA from tricistronic rRNA transcript (SSU-rRNA, 5.8S rRNA, LSU-rRNA). Lineage: Eukaryota; Fungi; Ascomycota; Sordariomycetes; Hypocreales; Nectriaceae. The coding region runs from base 1 to 1767 and encodes 588 amino acids. Gene Ontology annotation, molecular function: ATP binding; RNA helicase activity; nucleic acid binding. Gene Ontology annotation, cellular component: nucleolus.